AUGGAAUCUUCUAUUGUUCUUCUGUGCAAAUAUGGAUCAAAAACUCUUGUCGUACUAGUUAGGAGACAUUUCUGCUUUGACGAUGUUGUCCGUAGUCUGGAGAAAAAGUGGCCAAAUUUGGAAACCUCUAGUUUUCAACUUUUGUAUGCUAUAGGUGGACAUGACAAUUGCGUUCUAGAUAAUGAUGCCGGUUUUGUAAAUAUGUUCACAUUGACUGGUGCGUAUGGGAAGAAGAUCCACUUGAGAAGUUUUGUCACCACCACGAGUCACCACCACGAGACUGUCCAUCUUUCUGCUAGUUGGGCUAGGUUGAUUAAUCAUGUUGGCCAAGAGUUUAGAGGCAGAGUACAAGAGUUUAAGGAUUGUCUAGUAAAGUAUUCUAUUGAAGUCGGAUUUGUAUAUAAGUUUUUGAAGAAUGACAAGUCUAGAGUAACGGCGAAGUGUUCAAAAAAACAUACAGAAUCUGGUUGUCAAUGGUUUAUUCAUGCAACCAUUGAGAGAUCUAACAGUUUCUUUUGCAUUAGGGAGUUUGAGAAGAAUCACAAUUGUGUCGGUGUUUUUGCUAGUUCGAAGAAUCCUCGGAUGAGUUCAAAGUUGGUUGCUAAAGAGAUUAGGGAGGAAGUUCGAACAAAGACAAACUAUGCACCAAUACAAGCAGUGAAAUUUUUUGAGAAGUACUAUGGGAGUAAAAUCAGUUAUCACCAUGCUUGGUUUGGGGUUGAGAAGGCAGGUGAUGAGCUCUAUGGAGAUUAUGCACUGUCUUUUGACCAACUGAGGUGGUAUGCUGAGGUAGCGAAGGAGAAAAACCUAGGAAGUGUUAUUGAUGUUGAGUAUUCUGACAAAUCUAAUUGUUUUAGAAGGAUUUUUGUAGCAUUUGAUGCGUGUAUCAAAGGCUUCAAUUACUGUCGUCCUUUGUUGGCACUCGAUGGGACAUUUUUGAGGGGAGGACUGUUUCCAGUGGCUUAUGGCAUUGUUGAUUCUGAAAAUGACAAGAAUUGGCUUUGGUUUUUGAGGAAGUUGUCAACAAUUCUGUCAUCUCCUCCAAUAACAUUAGAUUGUCAUUCUAGGCUUUUGAAAGGUAUUCCAAAGGUUUUUCCUGACGGAUAUCAUGGGUAUUGUUUUCAGCAUUUGAAGAACAACUUGAGGGACAAGUUUAAGGGCAGAUUGUCUAAUGGUUUUAGGGACAGAGUAGUCGAGUUAUUUUCUUAUUGUGCAUAUGCACCAUCGAUUUCUGAUUAUGAGGAAGCUUUUAAAGAACUCUGCAAUGUUGGUGGUCCAAAAGCUAAGGGUUUUGUUGAAUCGUUGCCACUUGACAAGUGGGCAAAUGCAUAUUUUAAAGGUAGAAGAUAUGGGGUCAUGUGCAAAUUCAGCUGA
Molecule: messenger RNA, 1374 nt
Organism: Rhododendron vialii
Lineage: Eukaryota; Viridiplantae; Streptophyta; Magnoliopsida; Ericales; Ericaceae
Exons: 3
Coding region: 1-1374 (457 amino acids)
Source: RefSeq, a predicted model, not a curated record